Messenger RNA from Nicotiana attenuata, 1611 nucleotides. RefSeq names its product leucine-rich repeat receptor-like protein kinase PEPR2. The transcript has a single exon. The coding region runs from base 157 to 1419 and encodes 420 amino acids. NCBI's taxonomy places the organism in Eukaryota, Viridiplantae, Streptophyta, Magnoliopsida, Solanales, Solanaceae. The record is from RefSeq and is a predicted model, not a curated record. Gene Ontology annotation, molecular function: protein binding.
CAUUCACUUCUAUAGAUGAAAUUAAUUUCUCAUGUUACCUCUGUCCACAUUCACUUCUAGUUUAUGUACUAUACCAAGAAGCAAAACAAGAACAGUCUAACAGAUCAAAAACUCCCAAAUCCUACACAGAAAGAGCCAUAAGCCCAAAAUUAAAAGAUGAAAGUGCAGUUUUUUCUUCAUCUUUUUCUAGCAUCAUUUUUCAUGUUUUUUGUAUUAUUAGCACAGUGCAAAACACAUCCUACUGAUAUACAAGGACUUCAACAUCUCAAAAAGGGAAUAAACCCAAAUUCCAUUUCCUCCGGUUCAUGCCUAAGCUCAUGGAACUUCACCAUAGACCCAUGCGACAAUAUUUUCUCCGACCGGUUCACUUGCGGUUUCCGAUGUGAUCUCAUCGUCUCCGGUUUUUACCGAGUCACUGAAAUCAGCUUAGACCAAGCCGGUUACUCCGGUUCAUUAUAUAUGACGAAACUCCCUCAUCUCGAAGUUUUAGAUAUGUCCUUCAACUCCCUCUCCGGUUUAAUCCCACAUUCACUCUCAAACCUAACUCGUCUACGUCGACUCAGUCUUUCAAAAAACUCAUUCACAGGUAAAAUCCCUUCUUCCAUUGGUUCUCUUUUACGUCUUCAAGAACUUUUUCUUGAUAACAACAAUCUCACCGGUUCAAUCACACGAAGUUUCAACGGUUUAGUCAAUUUAAACCGGCUUGAGCUUCAACAUAACAAUAUUACUGGAGAUUUACCUGUUCUCUAUCAGCUCAGAAACCUAUUUUUCUUAGACUUAAGUGAUAACAGAAUCACAGGAAACUUCUUAACGUCACGUUUCUCCAAGUCCAUUAUUGAACUCUCAUUACGUAACAAUUAUUUAAACGGCGAGUUCCCGUUAAACGUAGGAGAGUUAAAGUUUCUACAAGUUUUAGAUCUGAGUCAUAAUUUAUUAUCUGGGAUUAUACCGUCGGUGUUGUUUUCCCACUCAUCUCUUCAACAACUCACACUUUCUUACAACAACUUCACGUUAUUGCAAAUGCCAGAAGAUUUAAGUUAUCGAAAUAAUAAGCUUAUAGCUAUUGAUCUGAGUUAUAAUAAUUUGCAUGGCUUCUUGCCGGCUUUCAUGGCGUCAAUGCCGAAGUUGUCGGCUCUGAAUUUGGAACAUAAUAAGUUUUCCGGCAUGAUACCGACACAGUAUGCAGUCAAAGUUGUAGUUCCGAAGAACAAUACGUCGUCGUUUGAGAGAUUGUUAUUGGGCGGGAAUUACUUGUUUGGGCCUAUUCCUGGGCCUCUAUUGGGCCUAAAACCAGGUUCUGUUAAUGUUAGCUUAGUGGAUAAUUGUUUAUAUAUAUGUCCGAAUACGCUAUAUAUUUGUCAUGGUGGGAAUCAGAAAUCUUUCUUGGAUUGUAAGAAGUUUCGACCUAUGAUUCCUUGAGGUUAGUUUUAUAUUUUCAUUUCCAAUUUUAGAUGAGGUUAAUUGCUAGUGAUUGAGUAGCAAACUGUGUUCCUCUUGUCCUAAUUUUGAAUUCAGAGGUACUAGUCGAUGACUAAUUAGAAACUACUCGACUCUGUAUAUCUGUAACAGUGACAAUGUUAUUAUUGAAACUAAUAAUACUAUUGUCGUAAA